UUCUUGCAAAGCUCAUUUUGAGGCUGGGGCGAAGGACGGCAGAAGGGAAGAACAAGAAAGUUUUCUGCGUAGGGCUCAGAGCCCGGGGUUAAUGGACUCAAAAUGUGGAUGGUGCAGGAAACACCAAGCCUUUAUUUUGGGCAUCACGAAGCCAGAGGAGAGCAAUUGGUUUGGACUGUGUGAGGUCUGACCUGUGCUCCCAAACCCAUGUCUACCAAGGUAGGAUAUUAAGUCUUCGCUUAUUUUUGGACCGGCAACUGGCUGCCCAUGUCUCUUCAAAACCCGCCUGCUGGUUGGCAGCCUUAGAUUCAUUUCCCAGGUUGUUCUGGGAUCCCGUACCCGGGCAUGGCUGUGGGUCACUCAUCUCGAGCUGACCCUCUGGGCAGCCCGGGUGCCUCUGUCUGUGCAUGGCCUCCCAGCUCACCCUUGCUUGCUGCUUGCUUGUGGCUAUUCCCCCUUGAUCAUUAUCUUGCAGGGAAAAGCCAAGCCAGACUGCCAGGCACUGAAACAAUUGUUUCCCAAACAAUGAAAAGCUCUUUGUAUUGCUAAUAAGAGGGGGUGGAAGAGGAUGGAGACUCUUGUCAUUAAGGCACAGGGCUGCAGCUCAGGAGAUCUGCAGUCAGUCCGUUCCUCCGCCACAGACUCGGUAACUUGACCUUGGUCAAGUUACUUACCCAUGGCGUGUUUCAUAGCCACCUCUGUACAAUGCAGGUGUGAUUUUUUUCCCUUUGGCUUUCCUGUCCAUGUGGUUAAAGCUUAAUUAAUAAGCACCUAGCACCACGGCAGAGAGAAGCUGAGUGGGAUUGCUUUGGCAGGUAUUGAUGACAAUGUGCACACCUAAAAAAAGGUGCUUUGGACCUGCAAGCUUUGCUUUCAUCUGCCCAGUAGAAAGCCACGCUGCAACAUGCUCGAAUAUUCCAGUCCAGGACUCACUCUUACCUCUUCCGUCAUGCUCCUCCUUUCUAGAUCCCAUGACAAAGGCUGCCAGCUCCAUUAUUCCCAUUUUACAGGAGGAGAAUGCUGAGGCCCAGAGAAAGGAAGUGACUUGCUCAAGGUCACACAGCAAGCCAACCUGCUGGCUUGUAUCCCCCCAUCCACCCUGGUUAGCAUCAGUACUCAGAAAGGGGCUCUCUGUGCCUCACUGUGCUUCAGUCUUGUGGGAAAGGGAAAUGUCAGUGAAGCUAGCUGGAUCGAAAGCACGCAGAGCGCUAGGGAGGAGGGCUGGGCACUCAUGCUGAGCUACCACCUGGUGAUAUUGCCACCCGUUCGACUGCAGUGACCAGCAAGCAGUGAGCAGGCAGAUCCGGGCACAAAAGUGGGUCACUUGACUGCACAUGUGGGGUUGAAAGAGUUAAUUGUAAGGCCCCCCCCCCCCCCCUUAGUUCUCCCAUGCAAGAACUGUGGUUUUCAAACACUCAUUGCAGUACCCAAGCAGGACACCCCCAUUCCUCAGAUGCUGGGAACAAGAGAGAGAUUAUAAACUCCUCAAACAGGUUAUUUUUCCUAAUUCUAACCAUUUCUGUAGCAUUCACUGCUGUAGCACUAGCACGUGACUUCCUGAUUAUUCCCAAUCCAUUCUUGACCGUAGCUUUAUUUUUACCCCAGAACCAGACUUUAACUCACAACCUGAUAUCUGAUUUCGCCUCUUAUAAUGAACUGGUCUCAGCCACUCCUAAGCUGCUGGUGAGCGCCCUGAUUUAGUCGGGGGUCGAAACUGCAUCCUCAUAUAACUGUAAGUCACUUAGAAACCUCGCAGUCCUCGCAAAUGCAGAGCAAACUAUUUGCAGCUGAGGACGGCCGAGAUUUUGCAAGGAUUAUGUGUCCGGUGCGAUGACCCGGCUUGUGUAAUUAGGCAUUUGAUCACAAAUUGUUCCCAGGAUCCAGGGGCCUGGAGUGUAUCCCUAGUAAUGAAGGGGGAAAGGAUGGAGGAAUAACAUGCCAGCCAGGGGGAACUGGCAUAGCAGGAUUUUGUGUUGCUCAUCUCCUCUCCAGGUGGGGCUGGCCCCCAUGGCUGCAAGGCUGUAUGUCCUGAUCAGCUGGCCGGACGGCAGCCGCGUGAUCAACAUCGAGAACAUCAAGGAGCCCCGGAAGCCGUUCCACCUCUACGCCGUCGGGGAGCAGGUGCUGGCCCGCUGCCCUGGCUUCAGUGGUUUGUACUGGGGGGUCGUGGAAGGCAUCAGUGAGCAGAAGGAUAUUUUAGAGAAGAGGCUGCAGGAAGAUAGACAGCUCCUGGAGAAGUUAAAGGAAGAGCCCGCCAUGCACCAUGUGCUGUCUCCUUCCCUUAAGAAAUCAAGGAAGACUUUUCCCAAGUGGACCCCAGGAAGCCCCUUGAGGAAGUAUGCUGGCAACAGGGCUUUCCACACCAAGCCGUCACUCGGGGCUGAUGAUGCGGGCGUCCGGCACGAGGAGGCAGCCUCCUCGCUCAUGAAGGAGAGAUCCAGCCUUGGCAGCAACCCUGGGCCCCACUGCGCAGUGUCAGUGCCUCGCCAUGGUUCAAGUGCCUUCAGCCCAGCAUCUCCAUUUGUCAGCCUGGCUGAGCCUGGGACAUCCCAAAAUGAAGAAGCAAGGCCCACCACAGCGACCAGAAAUUAUGUCACCCUGGCAGUGAAGAGGAAGUCAGAUGGUAUUCUAGCUCAAUGCCAGCAACUUCUCUGUGCAAACAGCUGUGAUGAACCAAAGAUGGAAGCAUCUCAGGAGACAGAGGAUUUUGAGGUUGUUCAGCAAAAUGUUGGCUCCAGUGCAAUGGAAAGGGUACAAAAGAUUGAGCAACUGGAGAGGAUCGUCUUGGACCUGCAGCAAGAGGUCCUGUCCCUGAAACGGAAAGUGCAGCGGCUGGAAUCGCUCUCCUUCCAGGAAGAGCCCCACCGGCAGCCCUGCGAGGUGGUGGAGCUGUUUAAUGGCUACACAAAGGAGCAGCUCAAAGAAGCCAUCCGCUUCGACCAGAAAAUCAGCACCGCCUGCAAAACCCUGCUCUACAAGCUCUUCACGUCCGACUACAUCCAGAGCCACUCCAUCACCGGGCGGAGAGGCAACACCUUUCGCGAGGCCAAGCCCAUGAUGGAUGAGCGAUGCAUCAAAAUCAUUCGGGUUCUGCUCAAGCAAAAGUUUGGGGAUCACCUGAGCGACACGGUCAUCACGGAGAAAAUCCAGAACGUGCAAAAAGCCCUGCGGCAGAAAUUUAAGACCGAGUGUCUCUGAUGCAUGUGGGAUUUGAUGCCUCUGUUUCCAAGAAGGGUCGCUGCUUGGGACGCAACGUGCAGAGGAGCCUUUUUGAGAAAUGCAGGGCUCGAAUUUGUUGUUUUGUUGCUUUGGCCCCAGGAGGACUGGUGAAAAUGAAGUGAAAUGCUUGCUAGACACAGCACAAAAUAUUCAUGGCCAGGCCCCUGUUGGCAGACACACAGCAGGAAGUGUCAUUCGGCUCCGUGGAAUUUUCCAAGUCUGGCCGGGCUCUCGAGUCUUCCCCUCCUUGCUCCUCUUGCCAGUCUGUUUUCAAAACUGUUGUCCCCUUUAUGAAGGUCCUGACCAGGAGGCCCCUCCAGAUCAUCUCUGAAGACCUCCAUUCUCAUCAACGCAGCUGCAGAUCUCAUUAGAAACAGACCUUAGGUAUUUAACCAAGCAGACCCCAGCUCUAAGGGCAUGUCUAUAGCAGGGA
Gavialis gangeticus (Gharial) is the source of this 3652-nucleotide messenger RNA. RefSeq lists its product as uncharacterized. Bases 1936 to 3198 code for a protein of 420 amino acids. Gene Ontology annotation, molecular function: DNA binding. The record is from RefSeq and is a predicted model, not a curated record. Lineage: Eukaryota; Metazoa; Chordata; Crocodylia; Gavialidae. The transcript is spliced from 6 exons.